Tympanuchus pallidicinctus (lesser prairie-chicken) is the source of this 5194-nucleotide messenger RNA. It is a transcript of the gene RXYLT1, whose product is annotated as ribitol xylosyltransferase 1. Bases 45 to 1373 code for a protein of 442 amino acids. The record is from RefSeq and is a predicted model, not a curated record. The transcript has 6 exons. NCBI's taxonomy places the organism in Eukaryota, Metazoa, Chordata, Aves, Galliformes, Phasianidae. Gene Ontology annotation, molecular function: ribitol beta-1,4-xylosyltransferase activity. Gene Ontology annotation, biological process: protein O-linked glycosylation via mannose. Gene Ontology annotation, cellular component: Golgi apparatus.
GCCCCUCCCGCCGCCGCCUCACGGCGCUCUUCCCGCCGGGCGGCAUGCGGGGCGCUCGCAAGCGGUUCUGUUCCGCCCUGCUCGUCGCUUACGGCCUCUUCUCCCUGUACGCGGCCUACACCGUCUUUCUCCGACCCCGCCGCCCGGCCGCCUCCCGCCCGCCGCACAGGGACCGCCGCGGCCCGCGAGGUAUCGAUCACGUUCCUUUGGGAAAUGAAGAGUGGAACCCGUGGGAAGCUGAUGAGAGAAGUGAACAGGUUGCGGCUCAGCAGAGAUACGAAAAUAUUCUUAAGCUGGUACAAAAUGCAAGGUCUCAGCUAGAACAAACCAGGCUCAGAGUACAGAUCUGGGGAAAAGCAGCGAUUGGCCUUUACCUAUGGCAGCAUAUUUUUGGAGGGCAUCUUGAGCCAGCUGAUGUAACUGCGCAGUGGAGGGAAGGAAGCCAAAAAGCAGGAAAAACACAUUUCAGCUUCAUCACUGGUCCAUCUGUAGUUCCUGGCUACUUCUCAGUUGCAGCUGAGAAUGUGGUGCUAGUUCUGAAUGGAAGAGAAAAAGCAAAGAUCGCUUACGCCACUCAGUGGUUGCAUUAUGCACAAACGUUGCUUCAGACUCGCAAGAUACAGCGUGUAGCAGUUGUGCUGCUUGGGAAUGAGCAGUGCAACAACGAAUGGAUUCAGCCAUACCUGAAAAGGCACGGAGGAUUUGUAAAUCUGCUCUUUGUGACGUACGACUACGCAUUGGUAAAUGAAGAAGAUAUUUUCCAGUGGCCUUUAGGAGUAGCCACCUACAGAAAUUUUCCAGUUGUAGAGCCCAGCUGGUCAAUGCUACACGAUCCAAGGUCGUAUCUCUGUAAUUUUUUAGGAACAGUUUACAAGAAUUCUUCUAGAGAAACCCUGAUGGAAAUUCUGAAGCAGGAUGGGCUUGAUAAGCUUUGCUGGAUUGCAGCCAGAGAACAGUGGCAGCCUCAGGAAACAAAUGCAAGUUUCAAAAACUAUCAAGAUGCCUUGCUGCAGAGUGAUCUGACGUUGUGCCCAGUGGGAAUAAAUACAGAAUGUUACAGAAUUUAUGAAGCUUGUUCAUAUGGAUCUGUGCCUGUUAUAGAAGAUGUAAUGACACUUGGUGAUUGCAGAAAUUCAUCAAUGUACCACAGUGCUCCAUUACAGUUAUUAAAAACCAUGGGGGCUCCGUUUAUCUUUAUUAAAAACUGGAAAGAGCUUCCUGCUGUUUUAGAGAAAGAAAAAAAAAUGAGCUUACAAGAAAAAAUUCAAAGAAGAAAAAAACUUAUAGAAUGGUAUCAAAACUUCAAAGCGUGGAUGAGACAGAAAUUCAUUAAUACUUUGGAAAAUUCAUUUCUGCCCAGCGAUAAAGGAUAAAUGUUCCAUGUUGAAAAUCUAGAAUAGAUUGAAAGCUUAAUUUCAUUAACCUUCUGAGGAAGCUUUUAUACAAAAAAAAAAAAUCCCAAAAGGUGGGUGCAUUCUGUUUGAAGUCAACAGAUUUGGGCUAGCUUAACCAAGAGCUAUGUUUGGCAUCAGUGACAAUUUUCAGAGAGGAUGUUGAUUUAGAGGGAUGAUAGUCUGUAAGGAUAACAACAAUUUUAUGGCUGUUUUGUAAGUUCUAUGUUGAUGUGUGACGUGGUAAUUUUUUUUAAGGAAACCAUCUUUGAGCAUGUGAGCUUGCUAAAAUCCAGCAUGAGAACAGCAGUUGUUUCUGAAGAAGAGGAAGGGAAAGCUGUAUUGUUCAGAAUGUGUUAUGAGACCUAAAAAAAAAAGUAUGGCUGUAGCAAAAUUGCCAGGUUUAGCAGUCAGUAAUGGAUCUCCUGGUAAGUACUGACUUUGACAGUGUGAACUGCUUACCUGAUUGAUGUGUUUCAUUUCCAUGGAAGUGGUCAUAAAGCUGAUUAAACACUGUGGAAUAAAAACGUGUAUUUCCAGGUGAAAGUGGAGAACUAUUUCGUCGCAAUCUAUUUCCUGUUUAAUUUCAGAUAUGUCUUUAAUUUUCAAAAUGUCUUUCAUUUCUCUUUAGCUUUAGGAUGAACCUUUCUGAAGCUCUGCUAAUAGGGCAUUUGUUCCCUGCAGUUACAGCUGCAUAUCCUGAAUGUUUGGCCUUAAACAUGAACCUGCAUGUCAUUUAUCUGAUUACUAAAAAUCUGCUGCAACUUGUCAGCUCCAGACAGUGGCAGGAAUACAAGCAGUGCAUGUUUGUGACACUACAGACACAACAAACAGAUUUCAUUAAAUGUAGCAAAAGGGAUCUGUUAUUGUUCUCGUGCAUGAGAAAUGAGUAUUUGCUGUUAUCUUCUGUGUGUUUGGCUGCGCUGUUUUUCUGCAUCACAGCACUGACAGAUGUAGGGUGGUGUAGUUUUGUGUCUUUGAGUGUUGGUAUGCCAUAUCAGUUCGUUCUCCGCAGUUUAAAAGCCUGUACUGGUGAAUAAUAUUCAUUAGUGUAAUGAUACUAUUUAGUUCUGGAGCGUGUCAUAUGAGAGCAUUUCUGUGCUUCUUUUCAGGUUUUCCUGCAUGCUUUCUGUUUAAAGAAGAAAACCACAUAAAAUCAUUGGCUUCACUGACAGUGGGUGAUACUCACAGUGGCUGUUCUAGAUCUGCAAUUAUGCAUGUUUCAGACCACCUGGAUUUUGGGGAGCUUGCAUUCCAAGUGCAGUUAAUAGAGAAACAGAUGUUCUCAGAAGACAAGUAAACUAAAUCCAGAUGAUCUGAGCUGUAUGUCUAAGAUAGUUUUCCUGUGACUGUCACCCUCCUGUUCUGUCUGAAGCACUGUGCAAUUGCAGUACAAUGCAUAUGUAAUCCUUUCAGCUGAGACUGGAAAUAAAUACAGCUAUCACCAUUCAGCACAGAGUUGAUGAACCCUGCUGAGAGGAGGAGCGGGAUGAAAUUUCCAGUACAUUUCCAUCCUGAGGAUCUGAGAUGGCCAUCUGCACCGUAAUAUGCAGCAGUAAGAAGGCCAGAGAAUGGUGCUCACUGCAGUAGUGAAGUGUCAUAGCUGUAGUUUCCCUCUACUAGAACCUUUCCCUACAAGCCGUAGUACUGGGGAGUAGUGAUCCAUAGCAGCAUUUUUCAAACUGUAAUCAGCAGUUCCCUAGGCACUGGUGGACAAUUUCAAUAGACUACCAAAAACAGAGAGAGUCAGCCUAGAUUCAUAUCUAAGGUUGGUAGGUAACUCCUAGAAGAUGUCAGUGGUGUGCAAGUUGAGGUUUGAAAAAUAGUUCAGUAUGUGAUCACCUGUAGUGUUGUUCACAUGUUUCUAAGUAAAUAUGCAAGCUUAUUUCUGAACUCGUGGCAAUUACACCUUAAGGGAGGGCAGUAGGUGCAUCAGAGUUGAAUUCUGCAUCUCACUUGCGUGUUCUUGAAGCUCAAAGUGGAGUAAUUUUCACUUCAUCUAUGUUUAGCCAAGUCUUAAAGAACUUGCUUGAGAGUAGCCCUGCUGAGAAGGACUCAGGGGUUCUGGUUGAUGAAAAACUGAACGUGAGGCAGCAGUGUGUGCUUGCAGCCUGGAAAGCCUAUGGUAUUCUGAAUUCCAUGAGAAGAAGGGUGGCCAGCAGGGACAGGAAAGUAAGUGUUCCCCUCUACUCUGCAUUUGUGAGGCCCCAUCUGGAGUACAGCGUCCAGGUCUGGGGCUCCCAGCUCGGGAAAGAUGUUGGAGAGGGUCCAGAGGAGGGCCACAAACAUGAUCAGAGGGCUGCAGCACCUCUGCUAUGAAGGCAGAACGAAGGACCUGGGCUUGCUCAGCCUGGAAAAGAGAAGGCUGCAAGGACCUCAUGGCAGCCUUCCAGUAUUUAAAGGGAGUUUAUAAAUGUGAGGGAAGUCUCUUUUUUUUUUUUUUUUCUUUUUCUUUUUUUGCAAGGAUAGAUGGUGAUUGGAAUGGUUCUUUGAGGAAAUGGUUCUUAGAGGGAAUGGUUCUUUGAGGACCCUUCCAGCCCAAGCCAUUCUGUGAUUCAUAUUCACCUUCUUCUGUCCAAAAGAAAUUAAUGCUAGAAGUUUUUUCAUUUUAUUUCUUUCGUUAAUGAAGCAAAGAGAGCAAACCCUGGUCAAGCCAAGAGAGACUUCUUACACUGCCAAACUUAUGAGAGAGGUGCAUGUUCUGUUUUAGGAGUUAGCCCUCUGGUUUGAGAUUGUGAUGGUGAAGUAAGGCUUUGCAGGGCACAACCAAAUGUCCCACUGCUAUCAGAAAGUGAGUGUGGAGCACUCUCGAGCCUUUCUUAAAUCAAGGAUGCUGACUGUAACAUCACAUACUGUAUGGAUGACCAAGUUGGCAGUAAUUUGCAUAUGUGUUGAUUUGUGCACUGAAUACUGGUAGCUCUAGCAUUUUCAUUAUCAGAGAUAUUCCCUACUGAAGAAGACUUUACAAAUUAAGCUGGAUUGCCUUGCUAUAAGAGGAAACAGCUAGCUUCUCACGAUUUACUGUACUUCUGUCUCUCUUACAUAAUUCUGAACCCAUCAGGAAUAGCUGUGAAUGUACACUGUAAGCUGUUUAAAAGGUCAGCUCCAGAGCAAUGUGUUUCCAAAAAAAUGUUACCAGUCCUUGUAGCUGUUGAUAAUGCUGCAGAUAAGGCAGUGGCUUGCAAAGAGUCAGGCUCCUGAUUAUUGGCCAGUAUUGGACGUUAAAGUUGCAUGUGUUUCAGUAUUUAGGUAUUUCUGUAUUUUUAGAUACUGUCUUUCAAUGACUGAAAAUUAUAUGAGUGCUGCAACUAGAAGUUUUAUAGAAGGCUUCGCCAUAGGAGUUACUAAACAUGAAUGUGCUGGUAUCACCACUUUUUCUCUUACCAAUACACAUGCAAAACCACAGAAAUCAAAUCCUGUUUCUUCCUAGCAAACUUUCUAAGUUAGUAAAACCUCCAGAGCUGAGCAAACUCAGCAGCUGUGGCAGCAGCUUCCAUUCUACAGAGACCUAAAGUAUUUCCAGAUAUUCUUCCUACUGCGAUGGGAAAUGAAAGACAACAGAAGAAGAUUAUACUGAUUUUGGCAUGUUUGUGAAGACUAGUGAUGGGAGAAACUAAUCUACUUCAAAUCCAAAUCCAACUGUGCACUGCAGAACUUGUUUCCAUGAAAACUGCUACCAUAAAGCAUGUUGGGACUGGUGUUUUCCAAUAGCUAAGAAGGAAUCCAAUGUUUAUGUAAUGAUGUGAAUCCUACACAAAGGAUUUGAUGAAUCAGCCAGAGAAAUAAAGCUGAUCUGAUGAAAA